Molecule: messenger RNA, 1746 nt
Organism: Drechmeria coniospora
Lineage: Eukaryota; Fungi; Ascomycota; Sordariomycetes; Hypocreales; Ophiocordycipitaceae
Exons: 1
Coding region: 1-1746 (581 amino acids)
Biological process (GO): DNA repair; lagging strand elongation; Okazaki fragment processing involved in mitotic DNA replication
Cellular component (GO): mitochondrion; nucleus
Molecular function (GO): DNA ligase (ATP) activity; ATP binding
Source: RefSeq, a predicted model, not a curated record
AUGGAAAAGGGUGAAGGGUUGGUGCUGAAGCCAGAUGAUCCCUACUUCAACUUCGCCGGCGGUACCAAUCGAUUCGGGGGGCUUUGCAUAAAGUUGAAAAAAGAGUACAUUGGCCGUUACGGUGACGCUGGAGACUUUGCCGUCAUUGGCGCUGGCUUUAAUGCCACCAAGGCAAAAACCUACGGCAUCGAAAACUUGAAAUGGACUCAUUUUUUUGUCGGCUGCCUGGAGAACAAGGAAGAACUUCAGAGAUGGAACACGACGCCAAAGUUUACAGUGGUCACCGUCGUGGAGCUCAAUGAGGCACAGCUGAGGACACUCAUUCGCUUUAGCAAUCCCAUACCCGUGGAGCUCGACGAGGACACCGCGGCCAACCUGACCGUCCCCAAGGGGCUGGAGACAACCACUCCCCUAUCCGUUGUCUUUCAAAACCCCCCUAUUUUUGACAUGAGGUGCUUUAGCUUCGAUCGGCCAGGAAAUAUGGGCUUUUGGACUCUACGUUUCCCGAGCGUGUCGAAGAUUCAUUCGGACCGCGACCUGUUUGAUACAGUCACCUUCACAGAGCUCCAAGAAAUGGCAAAGGAAGCAACCACAUUAUCCGAGUUGGAAGACAGCCAAGAGAAUCUUGCAUGGAUUGCUAAGCUAGAACGGGCAGAUCCGAGAGGACAGGGAGCUGAUGCGGUCAGUCAACUAACUGCCAGCACGAUGCCAACUCCGUCUCCUGCGGGCCCGCGGCAGGAUCCUUUCCGGCCAGACCUGCGAGCGUCACCGAUGGCGGUCGAGUUUCUAGGGCGAGCCUGUGACGCCCCAGGAAGGACGAUGACUCCCCUGCAAGGAUCGAACGUGUCGGCAGUGCCUCCCAUCGAUCUCAUUCCUCCGAAUUCAGCUUCAUUGCCAUCAGCAGAAGCUACAAGGAACGACGAUGCCGGCCUCCCAGAAAAACGUGCCCUUUCGCCUGGCUUUGUCGAUGCACCUCCUAGAAAGCGGCGACGAUCAAAUUCUUUCUCGGCAUGUUCUGCUGAGGUUCCGGCUCGCACACCGCUGGCAGCUAUUGAUGGUAAUUCAUCUGAGCAACCAGUCACACAGUGCACCUCAGUCUCUGCCACGCCCCAACGGCCAGGCGAACACGCAAUGUGUGCCCGUCGAGGAUUGUCAUUGGUAGAUGACAACCAUGUCGCUUCAAAGUUUGACAGCACGGAGUCUCAGCAGGCGCCAACAUCGUCUGUGGGUUCGAGAGAAAAUUCGAUCGAGAGGCCGGGCCCGAUGAACGCUGAGGAGCACAUCAAGACAGCGAGUUUGGAUCCUAGUCCGGCAAGUUCGUGUUCAUACGCUGGCAUUGGGUGCCGCCUUGCUGGGUCCGUUGUUCUUUUGUCCUCCAAACAGACCAUCAUUCAGUGUGCGGAGCCUGUCGCACUGUUGAAAGCCCACGGGGUUUUCGAUACAGCCGUGUGCGCGCACGAGUGGCUCAAAUCUCAGGAUCAAAAGAGGGCGCGUGCAAGCGAUUAUAAAGGUCGAAACAUGAUUCUCCUUGUGGAGAGCGUGGACCAAGCAUCCGAGACGAAACAGUUGCUUGAAAAACUGGAAGCGGCUCGAGCCAUACUCGUGGAGUCGGAGCAAGGGUGGAUUUCCGUUUAUGACUGGCGCUUCUUGCGGGGUCUGACCAUGUUGGAGGACAGUAGCAUUCUGAGAAAGUACUACGAUGGAUUUAGCGACCCUUCACGACGAUGGUAUUGCGGCAUGGUCUGA